Molecule: messenger RNA, 1260 nt
Organism: Penicillium concentricum
Lineage: Eukaryota; Fungi; Ascomycota; Eurotiomycetes; Eurotiales; Aspergillaceae
Product: Nucleotide-binding alpha-beta plait
Exons: 5
Coding region: 1-1260 (419 amino acids)
Molecular function (GO): RNA binding
Source: RefSeq, a predicted model, not a curated record
AUGGCUAUUCAUUACGUCAAACCGAAUGGCUCUGUGCCUAGUGUUUCUAGGCAUAGUACCCCAGAGCCUGAUAUCCCAAAGCAAGAUGUCCACGAACAUACAGCGUCGGAGUCUAGUGUCACUGGGUCUAGUAGCUCAAAGCCUAGUACCCCAGAGCAACCUGAUGCCAAGCCAGCCGAGCUAGUUACAGUCGAGCCAGCCGAACCAGUCAAGGAAGCCAAUCCAGGCAAGCCAGACAAGCCAGAGGAGGAAGAGAAGCCAGUACACCUCCCGCGUGCGGAUCGAAUGAAUCAAACUCCAACCAAGGGAAAUGCACAGGGCCUCUUUCUUCCUGAUUGUUGCGUUUUUGUGGGAAACCUCUCUAUCAAAGUUUCUCUUGAAAAGUUGGAAGCAGAUCUUACAGACAUGAUCUCUACAUUUGGCCGGUGUCAUGUUAAGAUCAAACUGUCACAGGGUUUGAAGAAACUACCUGUUGCAUUUGUACAAUUUGAAGACAUCAAAGCAGCAAAUUCUGCAUUGAAACAAAAUGGAAACCUGAUGCUUCAUAAUCGGGUGUUGAGAUUGGAAUCAUCUAGGGCUAGACGAACUGCCCACUUCGGUUAUCUUACUGACGAACCCAUCGAUAAAUCUGUAAUCGUCGAUGCCUUGAAGGGACUUGGUAGUCUUGAGGGCAUAAUCAUUGAAGACUACGUUAACCCCCAAGGGGACGACUCUACCUUUGGCGUUGUCACUUUCGCAUACCCUGACGAUUACGCUGAUGCCCUUCAGCAUUUUCAAAACCACCCCGAGUAUUAUAUGACUAGACCUACCAUGGACCCCAACGACAAUCAGCUUCCUCAGGAUUACCCUGCUCCAGGACACAGGCCUUCUAACCAGCCUCCCCCAAACCGUGGCAAUCAGCAGCGGUACAACAACGGCCGCAGAUCGUUUCACCGUCCAUGGUACAGUGGGAACAACAACAACAGAGGUGGAUUUCGAAAUGCUCCUGGCGGUGCCCCCAGACACCAAAACCCAUCUUUUGCAAAUCAUGGUCACAGUCAAAGCUUCAAUGGCCAAGGCCAUUCACCUCACGGUUCUUUCUCUCAGAAUUACCCAGGUGGCAACGGUUCCCCUCAUAACAACUUCAAUCAGGGCUAUCCCAACCCUAACUAUCAAAACUUCCCUGGCAACAACUUCCCCCCGAAUUAUCAGGGCAACAACUUCCCCCGAAUUAUCAGGGCAACAACUUCCCGCCAAACUACCCAAAUCAAAACUUCGUAG